CUCCCGGCGGCCAUGGGGGCGUCCGCGCGGCUGCUGCGCGCCGUGAUCAUGGGGGCGCCGGGCUCCGGCAAGGGCACCGUGUCGUCGCGCAUCACCAAGCACUUCGCGCUGAAGCACCUCUCCAGCGGGGACCUGCUCCGGGACAACAUGCUUCGGGGCACAGAAAUUGGUGUGUUAGCCAAGACUUUCAUUGACCAAGGGAAGCUCAUCCCGGAUGAUGUCAUGACUCGGCUGGCCCUUCAUGAGCUGAAAAACCUCACCCAAUAUAGCUGGCUAUUGGAUGGUUUUCCAAGGACACUUCCACAGGCAGAAGCCCUGGAUGGAGCUUAUCAGAUAGACACAGUGAUUAAUCUGAACGUGCCCUUUGAAGUCAUUAAGCAGCGUCUCACCGCGCGCUGGAUUCAUCCGGCCAGCGGCCGAGUCUACAACAUCGAAUUCAACCCUCCCAAAGCCGUGGGCAUUGAUGACCUGACAGGGGAGCCUCUCAUUCAGCGGGAUGAUGACAAGCCAGAGACGGUUGUCAAGAGACUCAAGGCUUAUGAAGUCCAAACACAGCCGGUCCUGGAAUAUUACCGGAAAAAGGGAGUAUUGGAAACCUUCUCUGGAACAGAAACCAACAAGAUCUGGCCCCAUGUGUAUGCUUUCCUACAAACAAAAGUUCCACAAAUAAACCAGAAAGCAUCAGUUACUCCAUGAGGAAAAGUGUACAUCACCAGUAAGAUGAGCAGAGACUCCUCACCUGUGCAUUUAGAAGCUCCGUGUUCUGAGACUGGCAUGUAUGAAUUCUUUGAAAAUUAUAUUAGUUUCACUUCUACUGAUUUCAUUCUGGAAAUUAAGAAUGGGCCAAAUGAGUCCGAUACUAAGAUUCAUCUUUUUGUCUACCCAGGGUAUCUUCUAUGGGUAUGUAAUUUAAAAACAUCAGAUGUCCUAAUUAAAAGAGCAAUUGGUAGUAAUAUUAACUUUUGUUCAGAAGACUUAAGUGGUUGAUAAAAAAUUUUCUUAUUCUUUGGAGAAGCUAAAAACAUUUCCAUGUCACUCGGUAAAGUAGCUCAUCAGAGAAAUGUGUUGUAGACUGAUGCCAAAACCCAGCAUCGUUAGCACUGUGGUACAUGGUUUUGUGAAACACUAUCAAAUUCUAGAAAACAAGCAACCAGAUAUGCAGAUUAGUUUCAGGAUGCAAAUUCACUGUUGCCUUUACAGUAAGAAACUUAAAAACUUAACCGUAUAUACUGUAUUUAUUAUGUCAUAAACAAACUUUCAGUUUAUUCAGAAUUUUCAGUCUGCUAUAAAAUUGUGUUAAAUUAGCAUAUAGGAAAAUAUUACUUUCCUAUGACAGGUUUUGAGAACAUGUGUAUUGAAAAAAAUGAUUUAUUAGAAAUUGACAUUGGAAGUUCUUACAAAAGCACUGAGGUUGAAUUAUCAACAGAAAAUGUAAUUAGUCUCGUGUUUUCAGAUUAUUGCUCAGGUUAAGAAGUAUAAGUAUGUGCUUUAGGAUCUACUUGCCAGUUUCUCUUUUUGAUCACUAUGUAAAAUCUGCUGUGAUGAGUGACAAAAUACAAGAAGAAAAGCAAACCCAUGGCCCUACAUAAAAGCAAGCAUACUGGGUCCUCAGGAAGUAGAAAUAGAUCAGCUAUGCCUGGGGAGAAUUUCCCUGACACGCUUAACAAUCAUAAUUAGUAAACAAUCAAUUAGUAAACUAAUCAAAUUAGUAGCAAUUAAAAGGAUUUACAUGAGAGGUUAAAAAGGACCAGGAAGGUAACUGAGUUUGUUGAAGGACUUUAUUCCUAGUGAAAGCAGCGGGCAGCUGCUGGCUUUCCCUGCCACCGUCAGCAGGGCAAGAACUCCACCUGUGUGUGUAGCCUGAGUAAGUAGCCCUUUAAAAGCGAAGAGAAUUUGAUUUCUUCGUAGGGCAACAAGGAUGCGUGCUUAUGUCCUGUGGCCUGGCAGGAAGAGUGGGGCGAUGAGAGGUGGAUGAAAAAAUCAGCUACAUCUUCAGUGGGAUAUUUACUCUUACUUGGUGCUAAAUCAGAUGCAACGAGUCCUGGUACAACCUGUUAUGAACUGCCUUUGAACACCGGCCUGUUAUCCCAGGCACUCAAAAUAUAAAUGCCAGCAAGUGGUUCUUCGUGUAUUUUUGUGGGAAAAAACUUUUCUUUUGAUUUUUAAAAAUUCAAUGUUGAUCUUUCAGAAUGGACCAAGGCUUUUUUAAAAAGGAUUGCAGGACACAUUUAAUUCUUUACAAAACUUUCUGUAAUGCCUUAUUUGAAUGUAUUAUGUGCUUUCUAAAACUGUGGUGAACUACUAAGCUUAUGAAUAUUACUGGCUUUCCUGGCAUACAUGACUCUUAAUGUACUACAAUAAAAUUAAAUUCUAGAAC
Canis lupus familiaris (dog) is the source of this 2377-nucleotide messenger RNA. RefSeq names its product adenylate kinase 3 (gene AK3). NCBI's taxonomy places the organism in Eukaryota, Metazoa, Chordata, Mammalia, Carnivora, Canidae. Gene Ontology annotation, biological process: nucleobase-containing compound metabolic process. Gene Ontology annotation, molecular function: AMP kinase activity; ATP binding. The transcript has 5 exons. The record is from RefSeq and is a predicted model, not a curated record. Gene Ontology annotation, cellular component: mitochondrion; cytoplasm. Bases 13 to 696 code for a protein of 227 amino acids.